AUGUCCACUGCAGAGGACUUUGAUGAUGCCAGAAGUGCGUCUUCCAGCGGCGCCUCCUCUCGCAGUGCCAGUCGCAGGAAGAGGACAAGUUUCUCCAAAGAACACGUGGAGCUUCUGAGGGCCACUUUUGAGACAGACCCUUACCCUGGCAUCAGCCUAAGAGAGAGCCUGUCUCAGAGCACAGGCCUUCCAGAGUCCCGCAUUCAGGUGUGGUUCCAGAACCGCAGAGCUCGUACGCUGAAGUGCAAAGGAGCCAAGAAGACGCUGUGGCAGACUGAUAGUCCAGUUGAGGAUGCUUCAGCUCCACUUGUUGCCCGGGGGCUUCAGACGGGGUCCAUGGUGCCACUGGGCCCACCGCCAUCCUAUCCUGCGCAAGUGAAGGAGGAGACAGAAGAAGCCUGUUUUUAUGCUCAGUGUCCUCCAGUUUACCCCACUAUUAAAGAACAUGGACACUAUGCAUCCAUAUACGGGCUGCAUCAGGGCACACCCGUAGGUAACCGCACCAGCCCACCCCUGAGGGGCUACUGGUCUCAUCAAGGCACCCAAUCAUCUCCCAUGACCCCGAUAUGGUGCCACUCUCCCCUGAAGGGGCAGAACUAUGGCCCAAAUUCCAACCAAGCCCCAACCUUCAUGUACCCAGGGGCUGCCGAGCAACAUAUAUACUUCCCCUCGUCCAGCUGUCACUCUUCCACCCCAGACACACCGGAUUCUGGGUACUGGGACGCCGGCCUGGAGAACAGCCCUUCGUUGGAGCCGCACUACACACAGCUGGAGGAUUCAUGGAGUUUUCUGGAAGGCAGCAGGGAGGCUGGAUUUGCACCCCUGCAACAACAUACUCCUUUACCUGAGCUGUCACUGCAGGAGAUUCUGGGCGAGCUGGAUGAGGACUGGCUGGGGGGAGAGGGACUAGACGGACGUGGUGCUCAGGACAAAAUGGCCCUGUGCUGA
This is a messenger RNA of Entelurus aequoreus (snake pipefish), 948 nucleotides long. It is a transcript of the gene mxtx1, whose product is annotated as mix-type homeobox gene 1. Gene Ontology annotation, molecular function: DNA binding. Bases 1 to 948 code for a protein of 315 amino acids. The record is from RefSeq and is a predicted model, not a curated record. Lineage: Eukaryota; Metazoa; Chordata; Actinopteri; Syngnathiformes; Syngnathidae. The transcript is spliced from 3 exons.